AUGAAGGAAGACUUACUCAAAAUAUGUCAAAAGACUUACAACGGAGAUGUGCCCGACAUCUGGAGAAAAGGUGGAAUAGUGCCUUUACUCAAAAAAGAAUCAGACCACAAACUGCGAAGUAACCAGAAUGGUUUCAGACCAAAUAGAUCAACUGUCUCACAAAUACUGACACUGCUGGAAGUUGUAAAAGCGAAGAACUUAAAAGCUGUGCUGACUUUCGUAGACUUUAAAAAGGCUUUUGACUCCAUUCACUGUGGGAAGGUCAUGUUAAUUAUUUCUGCAUACGGCAUACCUGGCACCAUAGUAUCUGCCAUAAAUGCCCUUUAUGUGAACACAGAAGCCCAAGUCCUCUCUCCUGAUGGCGACACAGAAUUAAAAAAAAAAAAAGCUGGUGUCCUUCAAGGUGAUACUUUGGCACCGUAUCUUUUCAUAGUAGCCUUGGACUACGCAUGA
Molecule: messenger RNA, 453 nt
Organism: Penaeus chinensis
Lineage: Eukaryota; Metazoa; Arthropoda; Malacostraca; Decapoda; Penaeidae
Exons: 2
Coding region: 1-453 (150 amino acids)
Source: RefSeq, a predicted model, not a curated record